Messenger RNA from Hyposmocoma kahamanoa, 1586 nucleotides. RefSeq lists its product as uncharacterized. The transcript has 3 exons. The record is from RefSeq and is a predicted model, not a curated record. Lineage: Eukaryota; Metazoa; Arthropoda; Insecta; Lepidoptera; Cosmopterigidae. The coding region runs from base 1 to 717 and encodes 238 amino acids.
AUGUUCGCCAAGGUGGUUGUACUUGCCAUUGCCAUUGGGUAUAUCCAGGCUGGUGUGCAAAGAGAAGAUAUGGGUGUCAAGUAUUUGAUGAGGAUUUACGAAGACUGUCAAAGAUCGGAUGGUGUUCUUCCUUGUUUGAAGAAGAAGGCGAUUUUAUUCUUUGACAGAGCCGCGCGGAUGGAGGCGAUACCCCUUAUUGAUGGGAUUGAUAUUGUGAAGACUUCAGACCCUGAAGUUUCGCCAAUCAGUGAGAACGACAUUGAAGCAACAUUGCCGAGGAACUUGGAGGAUAAAGAUGAGGCGUUGUCGUCGAUGCUGUGGGACAGGAUUGCGUCGUUUGCGAACUCGAGGACAGUUCAGCUAUCCCUGCCGAAGAUGACUGGACAGGAGCUUAACCGAGGAGUUGAGGAAGGACGAGGCAAAAUGAAAAAAAUGAUGGGAAUGAUGAUGAUGGGAGCUGCAAUGAAGAUGGCUGCAAUGAUCCCUCUCGCAAUCGCUGGUCUCUUCGUCCUUGCUGGAAAAGCUCUCAUCACUGCAAAGAUCGCUUUACUCCUCGCCGGCAUAAUCGCGCUCAAAAAGAUUAUGUCUCAGAAGAACAGCGGUGGCGGCCACGAGAGCCACGGCUGGUCGUCCGGAGGUGGUGGCAGCGGUGGCUGGGACAGACGGUCUUAUAACGAUGUCUCUGAACUCGCUUAUUCGGCUUAUAAGAAACUGUAAUAGAACUCUAAGCUCUUGAAGUGGGAUGUGAUAGUCUUUGAGAUGAGAUACGUGUAAAAGUGUUAAACGUGUUGUGUUUUGAAUAUUAUGAACUUUUAGAAAAGUAAUGUUAUUAAUUCAUUUAUUAGAGGAUGUUUUUAUUAGAAUUGAACAUAAAGUUAUUAAUGGCUUCAGAACAACUAAAACAUAUAAGAAAAGUGGGCCAAAUUAUAGUAUAACGGCAUGCUCUCUUUUAGAAUUUAGAAAAUUCGACUAACGAAUAAUUAAAUAUUCAAAUUUUUUGAAUUCUUUUUAUCUAGUUCCAUACAAAACCGUCAUCAAUGAGACUAUUGCAUCUAACGUAGCUCAAAAAAUCAAUUAGGCGUUUCGACACGAACAAUUUUUAUAAACGGCUUUAAUUUUUAAUUUUUAGUUAGAAACCGAAUCGGCCGUCUUUAAUUCGUAAAGAUGUGUCAUUUUCUAGUUUCAACGAGACAUUUGUUUCAUGAUUUUGUUUAUUUUUUUUUACUUUUUAGUUAUUUUUAAGAGACGGGGUGGCUGUUUUCACCAAAAACUCAGUGAUAUAUUUUUUUAAUGGGGAUUUUGUUUUUAUUUUUAUUUCCCACCUUUAUUUGAAACAUAUGUCUCGUAAUUUUUAGUUAUUUAUAUGUGCUAUCUAAUUUAAUUAAUUUGUAAUACUAACCUAACUGGAAGAUAUGAGAUAUGGGACGUCUUAUUAUUUUUAAAUGAAAUUGCCUCAUAGAGACAAUACGAAGUACUUUUUAUUAAAAGAUAUUUAUUCUAGAAAUAAGGAAGAUGUAAGGAUUUUUUAUAACAUAUUUUAUUUGAAACAUUUUUGUGCCUGAAUACUCAUUAAUUUAUUUAUAAUU